CUCUCUUUCCUACUCACAGUGAGAGGAACUCUGCAAAUACUUUGAAUUCUCCAUUUCCAGAGGAAGAAGAAGAUGUUCGGAAGCUGCUGCUGCUGCUGCUGUGAUCACAACUCCGACCACAUUUUCGCCGACCGGGACCCGGUCCUGCUGAUUUCCGGAAUGGGUGGUUGCAUUCUCCAAGCCAGGACGAGUCCAUUCGGGUUCAAAUCCCGGGUUUGGAUUCGUCUUCUUCUUGCUGACCUUGAGUUCAAGAGAAAACUCUGGUCCAUUUACAAUCCUAAGACGGGUUAUACAGAAUCAUUGGAUGAUAGUGUUGAAAUCAGUGUUCCUGAUGAUGAUUAUGGACUUUAUGCUAUUGAUAUUUUAGAUCCUUCUGCUUUUGUUAAAUUGGUACAUUUGAAUGAGGUAUAUCAGUUUCAUGAUAUGAUUGAUAUGCUUGUUGGGUGUGGGUAUAAGAAAGGCACCACAUUGUUUGGUUAUGGUUAUGACUUCCGACAAAGCAACAGAGUGGAAACCACAAUGGAUGGCCUUAAGGAAAAAUUAGAGAUAGCUUAUGAAGCUUCUGGUGGGAGAAAAGUGAAUUUAAUUACACAUUCAAUGGGUGGAUUACUAGUGACAUGUUUCCUUUCUCUGCAUAAAGAUGUAUUUUCCAAGUAUGUAAAUAAAUGGAUUGCUAUUGCUUGCCCUUUUCAAGGUGCACCUGGAUGCAUAAAUGAUUCUCUUUUAACUGGAUUGCAGUUUGUUGAAGGGUUUGAAAGCUACUUUUUUGUGGGAAGAUGGACUUUUCACCAAUUGCUAGUGGAAUGCCCAUCUAUCUAUGAGAUGUUGCCAAAUCCUGAAUUCAACUGGAAAAAAACACCAGAAAUUCAGGUAUGGAGGCAACAAGACAAUGAUGGAGAAACCAACAUAUGUUUGGAAACCUAUACUCCAGCUGGAAGUGUUUCAUUGUUUGAAGAAGCAUUAAGGAAUAAUGAGUUAAGCUACGAUGGUAAAACAAUUGCUCUACCAUUUAAUCUUGCUAUUCUCAAAUGGGCUACUAAAACCCGCAAUAUUCUCAAUAAAGCUGAAUUACCUACAGAGGUCUCAUUCUACAAUAUUUUUGGGAUAUCGUACGACUCGCCUCUUGAUGUCUGCUAUGGUUCAGAAACUUCUCCAAUUGAAGAUUUGUCUGAAGUAUGUCACACAAUGCCCCAGUAUACUUAUGUGGACGGAGAUGGAACUGUUCCUGCUGAAUCGGCAAAGGCAGACGGAUAUGCAGCAGUGGAGAGAGUGGGAAUUGCUGCCACUCAUCGGUCACUGUUAUGCAACAAAAAGGUUUUCCAACAUAUCAAGAGGUGGUUAGGGAUUCACCACAAGAAAACUUCUAGGGUUUUGGAUUUAUGAAUGAAAAUUACACAAAAUUAAUUUAAUUAUAUACUGAUAUGUAAAGAGUAUACACCAACUGCAGUUGGGUCCUUUCCCAGCUCUUUUGUCCUAUACACAUUGGUUCCAUUACUAAAUUUGAGAAGGGUUUCUUUGUUUCUGUAAA
Messenger RNA from Impatiens glandulifera, 1528 nucleotides. RefSeq names its product phospholipase A(1) LCAT3-like. Bases 73 to 1383 code for a protein of 436 amino acids. Lineage: Eukaryota; Viridiplantae; Streptophyta; Magnoliopsida; Ericales; Balsaminaceae. The transcript has 11 exons. The record is from RefSeq and is a predicted model, not a curated record. Gene Ontology annotation, biological process: lipid metabolic process.